AGAAUGAAUCAAUCUCGCGACAACACUAGUGAUUUUUUCUCAUUUUUCCUACAGACACCUAAAGGAAAAUAAUUAAGUAUAUUGAACCCCCCCUCUCUGCGAGUUUGGUCUCGGCUCCGCUCUCCCUGCGACAGUUCCAGAAGCCGCCGGUACUCCCGCACCGCGAGGCCGUUUCACGCAGCGUGGUGUGCGCGUCCUGCUCUCGGCUUUUUUGUGCAGAAAGGAAACUAAGCGCUCCAUCGGCCUCCAGCAUGUCUACCCUGGGGACCCUCGCCUUCGACGAGUAUGGCCGGCCUUUCAUCAUCAUCAAGGACCAGGACAAGAAGUCUCGCAUGUCGGGCCUGGACGCGCUGAAGUCGCACAUCAUGGCCGCCAAGGCCGUGGCCAACACGCUGAAGACGUCCCUGGGGCCCAACGGGCUCGACAAGAUGAUGGUGGACAAGGAUGGCGAGGUGACGGUCACCAACGACGGGGCGACCAUCCUGAGCCUGAUGGACGUGGACCACCAGAUCGCCAAGCUCAUGGUCGAGCUGUCCAAGUCCCAGGACGACGAGAUCGGCGACGGGACCACGGGGGUAGUGGUGCUGGCCGGCGCCCUGCUGGAACAGGCCGAGCAGCUGCUGGACCGCGGCAUCCACCCCAUCCGGAUAGCGGACGGCUACGACCAGGCGGCCCGCGUCGCCAUCGAGCAGCUCGACCGCAUCGGCGACAGCUUCCCCGUGGACCCCGGUAACACGGAGCCGCUGGUCCAGACGGCCAUGACCACGCUGGGCUCGAAAGUCAUCAACCGGUGCCACAGGCAGAUGGCGGAGAUCGCCGUCAAUGCCAUCUUGACAGUUGCAGACAUGGACAGGAAGGACGUUGACUUUGAGCUCAUCAAGGUGGAGGGCAAGGUUGGUGGGAAACUGGAGGACACGCAGCUAAUCAAGGGCGUGAUUGUGGACAAAGAGUUCAGCCACCCUCAGAUGCCCAAGGUUCUAAAAGAUGCAAAAAUCGCUAUCCUUACCUGUCCCUUUGAGCCACCCAAACCUAAAACUAAGCAUAAGCUUGAUGUGACCUCUGUUGAAGAUUACAAAGCCCUGCAGAAGUAUGAAAAAGAGAAGUUUGAAGAAAUGAUACACCAGGUUAAAGACAAUGGAGCUAACCUUGCCAUUUGUCAGUGGGGAUUCGAUGAUGAAGCCAAUCACCUGCUGCUUCAGAAUCAGUUACCUGCUAUCCGUUGGGUUGGUGGCCCCGAAAUUGAGCUAAUCGCUAUCGCAACUGGGGGACGCAUUGUUCCCAGAUUCUGUGAGCUCACGCCGGAGAAGCUUGGCUCAGCGGGAAUUGUGAGAGAGCUCUCUUUCGGCACAACGAAAGACAGAAUGCUGGUUAUAGAGGAGUGCAAGAACUCCAGGGCUGUGACCAUCUUCAUCCGAGGAGGAAACAAAAUGAUUAUCGAAGAAGCCAAGCGCGCCCUCCACGAUGCUGUGUGUGUGAUCCGCAAUCUGGUCAAGGACAACCGCAUUGUGUACGGUGGCGGGGCUUCCGAGAUCGCCUGCGCUUUAGCUGUUAAUGAGGCAGCUGACAAGUGUCCCUCUUUAGAGCAGUAUGCAAUGAGAGCCUUUGCCGAUGCCUUAGAAGUCAUUCCCAUGGCACUGGCAGAGAACAGCGGUCUGAAUCCCAUCCAGACGAUGACCGAGGUUCGAGCCAGACAAGUGAAAGAAAACAACCCUGCCCUUGGAAUUGACUGUCUCAACCAGGGCACCAAUGAUAUGAAGCAGCAGCAUGUGAUUGAAACUCUCAUUGGGAAGAAGCAGCAGAUUUCUCUGGCUACCCAGGUGGUGAAGAUGAUUCUGAAGAUUGAUGAUAUUCGAAGCCCAGGGGAGUCGGAAGACUGAUAUCAACCCAGUAGUGAUGUGUGCGGUCUACAGGGGCUUUGAAGUCUUAAAGCGCUUUAUAGAAAAAUGUCCGCACAUUUUAGUACAGUUAUUUAUUCAUAUGUUGUCCCUCUGAUAAACUGUAAUUGUACUGACUUCAUAAAUAAAAUGGCCUGUUGAGAGAUUUGA
Messenger RNA from Lepisosteus oculatus (spotted gar), 2045 nucleotides. RefSeq names its product chaperonin containing TCP1, subunit 5 (epsilon) (gene cct5). Gene Ontology annotation, biological process: protein folding. The record is from RefSeq and is a predicted model, not a curated record. NCBI's taxonomy places the organism in Eukaryota, Metazoa, Chordata, Actinopteri, Semionotiformes, Lepisosteidae. Gene Ontology annotation, molecular function: ATP binding; ATP-dependent protein folding chaperone; ATP hydrolysis activity. Gene Ontology annotation, cellular component: chaperonin-containing T-complex.